AUGGUCAAGGUUUUAAUUCUCUUCUACUCUACAUAUACUCACAUCUUUAAAUUGGCUGAGGCCAUUGCUGAAGGAGUUUCCAUGGUGGAAAAUGCUCAAGUGACACUCAAGAGAGUGCCAGAAACUCUUCCGAAGGAAGUUUUGGAAAAGAUGGGUGCAUUAGAUGCUCAAAAAGCAAUGGAACACAUUCCAAUUGCAAGUUAUGAUGAAUUACCUCAAUAUGAUGCCAUUAUCUUUGGAACACCUACUCGUUUUGGAACAAUGGCUUCUCAAAUGAAAACCUUCCUCGAUGCCACAGGUCAGAUUUGGACGAAUGGAGAAUUAAUUGGAAAGGUUGGAUCUUUCUUUACAUCCUCUGCAACACAACAUGGUGGGCAAGAGGUUACUGCAUUAAAUUCCAUGAUUCCACUUCUCCAUCAUGGUAUGAUCUAUGCAGGUGUUCCAUUUAUUCCUGAGCUCAUGACAAUUGACCAAAUUGAAGGUGGAUCUUGUUACGGAAGUGGAACUAUUGCUGGUGGAGCAGGUGAAAGAAUGUUAUCUGCUGCAGAGAAAGAGAUUGCCAAAGCUCAUGGUAAACACGUGACAUCGAUUGCCAAGAAAAUAGUGGAAUACAGCCCAUUGAAAAUGGAAACAAAAUCUGAACAAGUUGUCUUGUCAACAACAAGUGAACAACCAAUUGCAAAGCCAACAUCAAAUAGUACUAAUAAUACAGUAGUUAGCACAAGUACUGCAGCAACAACUACAGUGGAACCAAGUAAGCAAGCGCCAGUCCAAGAGAAGAGCUCAACUAAUACUACGAAUGCUAAAGAACAAUCUGCAGUGAAACAGGAACAGAAAAAAGAAAGCUCUUGUUGUUUAAUUCUGUAA
This is a messenger RNA of Naegleria gruberi, 867 nucleotides long. RefSeq lists its product as uncharacterized. Gene Ontology annotation, molecular function: FMN binding; NAD(P)H dehydrogenase (quinone) activity. NCBI's taxonomy places the organism in Eukaryota, Heterolobosea, Eutetramitea, Acrasida, Naegleriidae. The record is from RefSeq and is a predicted model, not a curated record. The coding region runs from base 1 to 867 and encodes 288 amino acids. The transcript has 2 exons.